Fopius arisanus is the source of this 1101-nucleotide messenger RNA. Its product is annotated as probable palmitoyltransferase ZDHHC24. Gene Ontology annotation, molecular function: palmitoyltransferase activity. NCBI's taxonomy places the organism in Eukaryota, Metazoa, Arthropoda, Insecta, Hymenoptera, Braconidae. Bases 115 to 963 code for a protein of 282 amino acids. The record is from RefSeq and is a predicted model, not a curated record. The transcript has a single exon.
CACCGAAUUUUAAAACUCCAGUGCCAGCUAAGUAACCUCUAAUUCUUCUGAAAAUGAAGUGCAAAAUAAGAAGAAUUACGAAAUGAUAUCAUAAAUUAAUAAAAACCAGUGAUCAUGAAUUUCCGGAAGAAAAUCUGGCCGAAAACUGCUGGAGAUGGUGCAUCAAUGGUUUUCGUUUUGAUAAUAGUUCCAGUGAUUUACUGGUUCGAGCUGUGGGUCGUUCUUCCCCAGCUGUUCUCUCCAGGAUCUUCAAUUUAUCUCUUUCACUUCACUCUUGGGACUUUUAUACUUAUAAAUAUUGUUGGGAACUUCACAUACACUGUUCUCUGUGACACAAGCACUAGAUCAGUUAUUUUGCCGGUGAGCAAAGCCAAAGUGAAGGAAGGUUGGAGAUUUUGUCUCUCCUGUGAGUCUCUGGCACCACCUCGAUCCUGGCAUUGUCAAACAUGUGGAAUUUGCAUUUUAAAGAGAGAUCACCACUGUGUUUUCACCGGUUGCUGUGUGGGACACUUCAAUCAUCGAUAUUUUCUCAUGUUCGUGCUCUAUUUGUUCAUCGCAACGGUCUAUAGUUUUUAUUACAACAAUUAUUUUAUAUGGGGGAGAAUAAAAUUUGAUUUUCCCAUGUCCAUUGUUAAAAUGGUUUUUCCUCUGGCCUUUUUCGUAUUUGGAUUCGAUUACUCCAUGGAUCAGUUCUAUCUCACACUGUAUAUCAUCUCCAUCGUGGGGAUGGCCUUCACUGGAGCACUCUCGGUUUAUCAUUUUCAUCUCGUGUUUACUGGAGGAGUUGCUCAUGAACGAGCUAAGAGGAAUUCAAGGUAUAAUCUUGGAUGGAGGCAGAAUUUAAAAGAUGUUUUCGGCGAACGGUGGUAUCUUACUUGGAUUCUCCCUUAUUUUGAGUCCAGACUUCUUGGGGAUGGAAUAAACUGGAAAACUGCAGCCUCGUGGAGAGAGAAGACCAGGUGAAAUAAGAGAAUCAAUUUUUAUUGCUGUGUUAAAUUUCAGUUAAACAAGGUAUUGAGUGUUGAAUGCUUCAAAGUUUAUGUAAAUAAGUGUUUUUGUAAAGAAAAUAAAUAUCAUUAAUGGUAUUUUAGACUGACAGUA